CUUGUUAAUAAAAAUACAUUGCAAUGGUUUUUUAUGCGUGUUUAUUCACUAUCACGUACAAUGGUCGUAGUACACUAAAAAGUGUGGAAUAACAGUUUGGGGGCAGUUCUUGUUAAACAAACUUGCGACUGCCACUUACACAGUUAUUAUACUACACCGUGGACAUAAGGCUGUGUCUCCUUUUCAGACACGGACCUUUUAGACGCAUGGGCGAUUCCUGAGGAUGAUGCCUAUCAUGCGCCGCCGGCACAGCAAUACGCGGGGUCGGACCAGUCAGAUACAGGUUCCGUAACCAAUGAAGUUUCUCCGCCUGUAGCCGCCAUGUCGAAGCAUGCCGCCGUCGUGCCUCUAGUUGACCCGCAGCCGGCUCCCGCUGCGCCAGCUAAUCCUCCUGCAUCAGCUGCUCCUGCCGCGCCGUCCCUAGAUUCUCCAGCCACUCCCGCCGUCGAGAAUGUUGACCAGCCGUUACCUGAAACAGAAGAAGAGUUAGAUGCUGAUUUGAUGGAAAUACUUGGUACUGAUCCCAAUGCUGUAAAACAAUAUGGAAAAGACAUACAAAAGGACCUGUCGAUUAGAUUAGAACAUUGCGCAACAAACGGAUUAACGAAGGAGUUGCGCAAAGAAUUCAAAGAGAGAUAUUUGACACCGGAUAACUGCAAAUUAAUAGAUCCUCCUGAAAUCAACGCGGAAGUCAAGGCCGCGGUAUCGGAUGUGGUAAUUAAACGCGACAAAGCAAUUGAAAAUAAACAAAAACAACUUACCUCCGCUAUAAGUUGCCUAAGUGAGGCUAUAACGCUCCUUAUGUCAAAUAAGGAGAAAAACACACCCUUGCUGAAACUUUUGAUAGAUUCAAGUAGAAUCUUAUGCGAUUGUCAACAUGCUGAUACCAUUACCAGGCGAAAUUUUUUAUUGAACGCUAUGAAGAAGGAAAUGAAGGAUCAGCUUCAAAAUACUAAAAUUGACAAGUUUUUAUUCAGUGAAAACUUGGCCGACGCUCUGAAAUCGGCUAAAGCCAUUACUAAAUCUGGAGCAGACCUUAAGAUUCCGGCGCCUAAACCUCAGGCUAAAAAGCCUAAUAUACCCCAUACAAAUAAAAAUUUAAACUGGAAGCCGGGUCCAGCUCGCAGGCAGCCGGGACCGUCACGAGCGAAGGAGCCUGCGACCUCGACACGUCAUCGGCCCAUGCACACCUCGAGGCCAUCGCAGCAUCAGCAUCAGCACUACAGGACGAGCUACAGACAUCGUUAGCAACGGUAAUACCAGGAGGUAGAUUAGCUAAAUUUUAUACUCAAUGGCUAAUGCUCACAGAUGAUCCUCUAGUAUUGUCUUAUAUCAAGGGUUAUAAAAUUCCAUUUUCUAAACCAGUUUCACAAUUAGUACCACCAAGUACAAGAAAAUACUCCAAUCAAGAGAAAAUUCACAUACGUGAAUCUAUCUCAGAAUUAUUGUCAAUUGGAGCAAUCUCACAAUGUGAAGCGCAAGACGAUCAAUUUUUGUCGCCUAUUUUUGUUAUACCCAAACAGAAUGGAAAAAUGCGAUUUAUUUUAAAUCUUAAAUCUUUGAACAAAUUCAUAGAUACAUCUCAUUUUAAAUUGGAGGAUUUACGCACUGCUUUAAAGUUAAUAUCAAAGGACUGUUAUCUAAGUACAUUAGAUUUAAAGGAUGCGUAUUUCCUUAUUAAAAUACAUGAAAAUGACAGGAAAUACCUCCGAUUCCAAUUUGAAAAUAAUAUCUUCGAAUUUAAUGUCCUUCCGUUCGGGUUAAACAGUGCUCCUUUUGUUUUCA
Messenger RNA from Cydia splendana, 1785 nucleotides. RefSeq lists its product as uncharacterized. The transcript has a single exon. Bases 322 to 1248 code for a protein of 308 amino acids. Lineage: Eukaryota; Metazoa; Arthropoda; Insecta; Lepidoptera; Tortricidae. The record is from RefSeq and is a predicted model, not a curated record.